AUGAUUCCAGUGUCCAACAACGCCCUGCCGAGCCAGCGGCUGUCCAUCGCGCCGCUGGUGCCGCGCGCGCGCUACACGGUGCGCGUGACGGCGCACAACAACGCCGGCUCCACCGUGCACCUCUACAACUUCACCGGCCCCGCCCCGUUGGCCGCGGACGGCGACGCCGCCGUGGACUCGGCCGCGGCCGACGCCGGCCUGUCGUCGACGCCGUUCUACCUGGACGCCGCCGUGCUGGCGCCCACCCUCAUCUCGGUCCUGGCGCUGGUGUCCGCCGUGGCGCUGGCCUGCUUCUGCUUCCGCCGGAACCUCGAGACGCGCUCCGCCGCCAUGGUGUCGCUGGACAACAAGCAGAACAUGAGCAUGGAGCACCGGGACCAGUACUACUCGACGGCGCGGAAGCCCCUGCAGUCACCCGGCCGGGACAUCAACGCCCUCGACAGGAUACCAGAGUACUCUGAGGACAUCUACCCGUACGCGACGUUCCACCUGCCCGAGCACGAGAACAUGGGCGGCAACCCCCAGCGCCGGGGCACGUUCCUCGGCUACCACGAGGCCCUGGACCUGGGCCUGGAGGAGGACCACUACCAGCACAUCCGGCACCCGGGCGCGGCGGCGCCGCCCGGCAGCCGCGCCAGGUCGCGGUCCAGGUCGCGGUCGAGGGCCAACAGCCGCGGCGGCGGCAAGCGCUCCGACUCGGACGAGACGGAGUCGGGGUCGGAAAGCGACCAUGCCCUGCCGGGCCAGGGCGGCCAGGGCUCGCUGAGGAUGCCGCUCAAGCACCGGGGGAGCGGCAGUAGCGGCAGCAAGCAGGACAAGGACGGCCGGAGCUCGUCCAGCUCGAGCAGCGGCAACGCCCAGCCCCGCGGCCACCGCCGCGCCAGCCGCCACGCCGCGCAGCUCGCCCAGCUCGCGCAGCACGCUCAGCUGCAGCAGCACCAGCAGCACCAGCUCGCCGUGUCGCGGCCCUCGCCUCAACACAGCUUCCUCUAUCGCGGCCCAAAGUUAAGUACAUCAGUCGAUCAAACUACUGAGCGGCUUACGCUGCCGUCGCGGAGACACAGGCGGCGGGACCGCGAGCUCAGCCUGGGCGGCAUCGUGGGCAUGGACCUGCGGCUGCCGGCGGAGAUGAGCGACGCCGAGUGCGACCUGGAGUCGCUGCAGCAGACGCUGCGCCUGGGCGACCAGCCCCGCGCGCUGCCGCCCCACCUGCCGCCCUUCCCCGCGCACGUGCAGGUGUUCGGGUCGCGCGGCGCGAGCCAGGACUUCACCAUCGCCGUGUGACGCGCGGAGCAGGCGCCGGCGGGGCUGUCGCCGUGCUGACCGGACCCGUCCGCGAGGCCGCCGCCGUGGCCGCAACCCUGUGCCUUUGGAAAGUGGGGUGCACCGUCUUUAGCAGAACCCACGAGAAACUGGCUCUAUUCCAAGUUUUUUUUUUUUUUUUUUUAAUACUGUGCAAAAAAAACGAAUCUGUGAUCUUUUUGUAAAUUGUUUGAAUUUUCUUUUCUGGAUAUGUCAGUGUGUAUAUUAGCUUUAUUAGUAUCGUGAAUCACUGGGACUGAUCUGUUCAAUGCCAACUCGACUACAUGGCAUUCUGUCAUGUAAAGCCAUGGGUAAUUUUCAUCACUCUUUUACUGCCGAAGCAAAUGUGCCAAUUUGUUUCCUCGCCCUUUUUCUCUCCAUAAGGAACUAGCACAAAAUUGAGGACC
Frankliniella occidentalis (western flower thrips) is the source of this 1709-nucleotide messenger RNA. RefSeq names its product cell adhesion molecule Dscam2-like. The coding region runs from base 1 to 1284 and encodes 427 amino acids. The record is from RefSeq and is a predicted model, not a curated record. The transcript is spliced from 6 exons. Lineage: Eukaryota; Metazoa; Arthropoda; Insecta; Thysanoptera; Thripidae.